AUUGUUGCAAAAUUAUUUGUUUCUCUGUUAGGGUCAGACUGAGGCUAUUGUUUAUGCUGAGAGUUAGACAUGGAGGGAUCAUGUGCUCAGUAGCCUUCAACAGGUGAGAUGGAGGUGGAACUCAAUCCUACAAGUGAAAAAGCCUGUGAAAUUGUGGCGUUGGAAACUCCUUCGGAGGAUGGUUUAGCAGAACCAGAAGAUGAGGAGCGGACAGUCCCAGCUGCUGGCAUGGUUUUUGACUCUGUCAACAGUGCGUUAGAGUUCUACAAGGGUUACAGGAAGCGGAUGGGUUUUGGAGUUUCAAUUAGAAACUCAACAUUAUCUCCAGAUGUGACAUACCAACGAGUGCGAUUGGCUUGUACACGGGAAGGGUUUCCUAGGAGCAAGAACCCAAGGAAGGGUUCAAUUUUUGCAUCACAAAAAGCAGGCCACGACCUCAGCCCCUCGAAGGGUCGUCACUUCCGCUGCAAUAGAAGCAUUUCAUUAGGAGUGUGGAGAACAUUGGAGAUAAAUAAUAAUGCUGGAAUAAGGGUCUGCCAUAACUAUUUGUCUAUUGUACAGGAAUAUGGUGGUUAUGAAAACAUGGGAUUCAGUGAGAGAGAUUGUAGGAACUAUUUAGACCAACAAAGACGGCUUAGGAUCGUUGAAGGUGAUGGAGAAGCAGUUCGUAGGUACUUUGAAGUAAUGAAAUUCCAAAGUCCCAACUUUUAUAGCAUAAUAGAAGUGGAUUUUGAACGCCGUGUGACCAAUUUGUUUUGGGCGAAUGGAAGGACCCGAGCAACAUACGAAUAUUUCAAUGAUGUUGUUGCCUUCGAUACGACCUACCUCACGAAUAGGUAAACAUUUAAAGUUAUUGAAAUUAAUUGAGGUCAUGCAAAGAAUAUUUAUACUGUUAUGUAGUUAUAUGGACCUUUAUUUAGAUAGAUUUGGGUAAAGGUUACAAAUUAAAACAGGGAAAAUCCAUAAAGCUUAUCCAUGAGU
Messenger RNA from Rubroshorea leprosula, 981 nucleotides. The record is from the annotation of a GenBank genome assembly. NCBI's taxonomy places the organism in Eukaryota, Viridiplantae, Streptophyta, Magnoliopsida, Malvales, Dipterocarpaceae.